AUGAUUUGGUGGAAGAAGAUACAGUGGCAGCAGCGUUACCUGUGGGCCCUGGGCUGCUAUAUGCUGCUGGCCAUUGUUGCUCUGAGGCUUUGUCUCAGAUUGAAAUGUGACUUUGAUUCCCUGGAUCUGAAGUCCAGAGAUUUUCAGAGCCGGCACUGUAGAGACAUCUUGUACAAGUCCCUGAAACUGCCAGCAAAGAGAUCCAUCAACUGUUCUCGGAUCAUCCAAGGGGACCAGCAGGCAGUGAUCGAGGCUGUGCUGGACAACCUGGAGAUCAAGAACAAGCGGAAGCCUUUCACAGACACUGACUACCUUAACAUGACCAGAGACUGUGAGCACUUUAAGGCUGAAAGGAAGUUCAUACGGUUCCCUCUGAGCCAAGAAGAGUCAGACUUCCCUAUUGCCUACUCAAUGGUGGUCCAUGAGAAAAUAGAAAACUUUGAAAGAUUGCUCCGAGCUGUGUAUGCCCCUCAGAACAUAUACUGCAUCCACGUGGAUGAGAAAUCCCCAGAAACUUUCAAAGAGGCAGUCAAGGCAAUUAUUUCAUGCUUCCCAAAUGUCUUCAUGGCCAGUAAGUUGGUUCGGGUAGUUUAUGCCUCCUGGUCCAGGGUGCAGGCUGACCUGAACUGUAUGGAAGACUUGCUCCAGAGCCCAGUGCCAUGGAAAUACUUACUAAAUACAUGUGGGACAGACUUUCCUAUAAAGACCAAUGCCGAGAUGGUCCUGGCCCUCAAGAUGUUGAAUGGGAAGAACAGUAUGGAGUCAGAAAUACCUACUGAGUACAAAAAGACUCGCUGGAAAUAUCACUAUGAGACAAAAGACACAUUGUACGUAACCAACAAGAUGAAGGAUCCUCCCCCUGAUAACAUACCUAUGUUCACAGGGAAUGCCUAUAUUGUAGCUUCCCGAGACUUUGUCCGACAUGUCUUAGAGAACCCCAAGUCCCGACAACUGAUUGAAUGGGUAAAAGACACCUAUAGCCCCGAUGAGCAUCUAUGGGCCACGCUUCAGCGUGCACCAUGGAUGCCUGGCUCUAUUCCCUACCACUCCAAGUUUCACGUCUCAGAUAUGGCAGCCAUUGCCAGGCUGGUCAAGUGGCAGGGCCAUGAGGGAAACAUCAGUAUGGGGGCACCUUAUGCACCUUGCUCUGGAAUCCACCAGCGGUCUAUCUGUAUUUACGGGACUGGAGACCUGCAUUGGAUUCUUCAAAACCAUCACCUCUUGGCCAACAAGUUCGACCCAAAGGUGGAUGACAAUGUUCUUCAGUGUUUAGAAGAGUACUUACGUCAUAAGGCCAUCUAUGGGACUGAACUCUGA
Molecule: messenger RNA, 1317 nt
Organism: Puma concolor (puma)
Lineage: Eukaryota; Metazoa; Chordata; Mammalia; Carnivora; Felidae
Gene: GCNT3
Product: glucosaminyl (N-acetyl) transferase 3, mucin type
Cellular component (GO): membrane
Molecular function (GO): acetylglucosaminyltransferase activity
Source: RefSeq, a predicted model, not a curated record